This is a messenger RNA of Oryza sativa Japonica Group (Japanese rice), 3212 nucleotides long. The record is from RefSeq and is a predicted model, not a curated record. NCBI's taxonomy places the organism in Eukaryota, Viridiplantae, Streptophyta, Magnoliopsida, Poales, Poaceae.
AGAGUGCGUGAGCCAUUACGUCGUCUACCUCGCGCCGCUCACCUCUCGCCGUCGUCGAAGCCACACGCGCGCCACAAUUUCUUUUAAUCCUCGGUGAGACGAGAGCACGAGACCCAUCCCCAUCGAUCCCACAUCCACGGCGCUGACUUCUCCAGCUCCACUCCACGUCUCCCAGCACGAGGGGAGGAGAAGAAUCAAAUCAAAUCAAUCAGUCGCAAUCGAGGGGAAUCCCACAAUUCUGGACAAUCCGAGACCCUCCCGCUCCGCUGGAUUCCCCGCCUCCCCUUCUUGGAUUGGGCUCAGCUGGGAUGAUUGGAUUGCCGGUCGCGGUUUGAGCUGAGGAGAUUCUUGCAGUCGAGGGGGGGAGGGAUGGAGGUGAGCAAGGAGGAGUUCUUGAGGCAGUUCGGUGGCGACUAUGGCUACCCGGGCGCGCCCAAGGGCGUCGACGAGAUGCGCGCCGCCGAGUUCAAGCGGCUUGAAGGGAUGGCUUACCUGGACCAUGCCGGUGCGACGCUGUAUUCAGAGGCGCAGAUGGCGGAUGUCUUGAAAGACCUUGCAUCCAAUGUAUAUGGGAACCCACAUAGUCAGAGUGAUUCAAGCAUGGCUGCGAGUGACCUCGUUACUGCUGCACGCCAUCAGGUUUUAAAAUACUUCAAUGCAUCUCCCAGAGAAUACAAGUGCAUAUUUACCUCUGGGGCAACAGCAGCUCUGAAACUUGUUGGUGAAUGUUUUCCAUGGAGUAGAGAAAGCUGUUACAUGUACACGAUGGAGAAUCACAAUAGUGUGCUUGGGAUAAGAGAAUAUGCUCUGAGUAAAGGAGCUACUGUGUUGGCCGUUGAUGUUGAGGAGGGUGCUGAUCUGGCAAAAGACAAUGGAAGUUAUAGUUUGUAUAAGAUUUCAAGACGCACAAACCAAAGAAGAAGCAAAGAUGUGCUUUCACACAAUUGUCAGAACGGAAGUCUUUCAGAUAUUUCAGGGAACAAUUGGAAUAUAUUUGCAUUCCCGUCAGAAUGCAAUUUUUCAGGACAAAAGUUCAGUCUGAGCUUGGUUAAGCUCAUCAAGGAAGGAAAAAUCCCAUUGCAGCAGCAGGGUAAAUGGAUGGUUCUGAUAGAUGCUGCAAAAGGAUGUGCCACUGAACCACCGAAUUUAACUGUGUAUCCUGCUGAUUUUGUUGUAUGUUCCUUCUACAAGAUAUUUGGCUAUCCAACUGGCCUUGGUGCUCUAAUUGUAAAAAAUGAGGCUGCUAAUCUGUUGAACAAGACAUAUUUUAGUGGAGGAACCGUAGCUGCUUCAAUUGCUGACAUCGACUUUGUUCAAAAAAGAAAGAAUAUCGAACAGGUUCUAGAGGAUGGAACAAUCUCGUUCUUGAACAUAGCUUCUCUCCGACAUGGGUUUAAGAUCAUUGAAAUGCUCACUACCUCUGCAAUUGAACGGCAUACUACAUCCCUUGCUACUUAUGUGAGAAACAAAAUGCUGGACCUGAAGCACAGUAAUGAGAUAAAUGUUUGCACAAUAUAUGGACAACAGUAUUCCAAGGUGGAAGGUCUGAAAAUGGGCCCUACAAUCACAUUCAAUUUGAAAAGAGAAGAUGGCUCUUGGUUUGGAUACCGUGAGGUGGAGAAGCUUGCUUCCUUGUUUGGAAUACAUUUGCGUACUGGCUGCUUCUGUAACCCUGGCGCUUGUGCUAAGUAUCUUGGACUGUCCCAUUCAGAUUUAGUUUCUAAUUUUGAGGCUGGGCAUGUUUGCUGGGAUGAUAAUGACAUAAUAAAUGGAAAGCCAACUGGUGCUGUCAGGAUAUCAUUUGGGUACAUGUCCACAUUUGAAGAUGCAGAGAAAUUCCUGAAGUUCCUGCAGUCCUCUUUUGUAUCCCUACCAGUACAAUUCAACAACGGGUACAUGUUGAAUCUGAACAGUCUUAACUUAAUAGAUAAUUCGAGUCAAAAGGCUGUUUCAGAUAUUCACUUAAAAUCCAUAAUUAUUUAUCCUGUGAAAUCAUGCCAAGGAUUUAGUGUAAAGAGUUGGCCACUAACCACUGGUGGCCUAAUGUAUGAUAGAGAAUGGCUUCUCCAAGGGUCAGGAGGUGAAAUUUUGACACAGAAAAAGGUGCCAGAGUUGGGCUCAAUCCGCACAUUGAUAGACCUGGAACUUGGGAAACUCUUCAUAGAGUCUCCCACACGCAGGGAUAAAUUGCAACUCUCUCUUCUUGAGAGUUUGGCUGAUCUAAGUGAAGAAGUAGAUGUAUUUGGUCAGAGGUAUGAGGUGCAAAGUUACGAUGAUAGGGUAAACACAUGGUUCAGUGAAGCUAUUGGACGUCCUUGUACCUUGGUGAGAUGCUCAAGCUCCAAGUACCGUUCCUGCACAUAUACUGGCUUGAGAGAUCGUCCAUGUAGAGAUACUCAAAGCAAACUUAAUUUUGUUAAUGAAGGACAACUACUACUAAUAUCAGAAGAAAGCAUCUCUGACCUCAAUAGUCGGCUAAAUUCAGGCAAAGGGGACUGUAAGCAAAAGUUGCCUGUUGAUGCAAUGAGAUUCCGUCCCAACCUUGUUAUCUCUGGGUCGAGUCCAUACAGUGAGGAUAACUGGAAAAAACUUCGUAUCGGAGAGGCCUGUUUUACGUCCAUGGGAGGAUGCAAUCGCUGUCAGAUGAUCAAUCUACACCAGGACUCCGGGCAGGUGCUCAAAUCAAAGGAACCAUUGGCCACUUUAGCGUCAUACAGACGAAAAAAGGGCAAGAUUUUGUUCGGCAUCCUAUUAAACUAUGAAGACAUUAUGGAAGGGGAAAAUGAGACCAUUGCAGGGAGAUGGCUCCAAGUGGGGCAACAAGUGUACCCUUCCACAGAAUGACUUGAUGAUGAAGUAGCUGUGGACAUAUCACUUGAGUACAUAUAUGGAAUUGCAAGUUGCAUCAGCAGCGACCUUGGUGAUGAUGAAGUGAUGAUUGUUACGUAUACAAAACACGUCGGCAUACAAAGCAUUUUCGUAAUUUUCCAAUACGCAUAAGAUGAAACAAGUUUAGUUAGGUGAAAACAGAAUAUACCUUCACAUGUAUCACAUAUAUACUAUAGUUCUCAAAAUGCUUUUAUAUAACACACAAGGGGCUCUAAGCCUAAGCCCUAGCUCAAACAAAACGAAAUGAUUGUGAAGAAAAAUGUACAGACGGAAAUGGUUCAUAUUUCAGAGUUCUCAUGAUUACGGUUUCUGUGCACAGGUUA